Geodia barretti is the source of this 736-nucleotide messenger RNA. The record is from the annotation of a GenBank genome assembly. Lineage: Eukaryota; Metazoa; Porifera; Demospongiae; Tetractinellida; Geodiidae.
UUUCUAGUGGCAUCUUUUCUAGUGGCACCUUUUCUAGUGGCAUCUUUUGUGAGGCAAGGAACUUUACAUUGGUUCCUACCUCCAAUAAUUAUUCGUUAAGAAGCUCCCACUGUUGGACUAUGCAGGCUGUACACGAAGAGAAAGCCUCUGAAGGUGACGUAUGGAAUGGGGAUAGAGGAGCACGACAAGGAGGGAAGACUCAUCACUUGCGAGUUUGAGACAUUCUAUCUCAUCACUGCCUAGUGUACCAAAUGCCGGAGAGGGUCUGAAGAGGCUGGACUACAGACAAGAGUGGGACAGAGAUUUCAGAGAAUAUCUGGAGAAACUCGAUUCCCAGAAACCACUCAUUCUGUGCGGAGACCUAACGUAGCUCACAAUGAAAUCGAUCUGAAGAACCCAAAGACCAACACUAAGACGGCAGGCUUCACUCAGCAGGAGAGGGAUGGGUUCACACUGCUCCUGGGGGAGGGGUUCGCGGACUCCUUCCGUCACCUCCAUCCCACCACUCAGCGGCCUUCACAUACUGGUCCUAUCGCUUCAAUGCUCGCGCCAAGAACAUUGGCUGGAGACUGGACUACUUCGUACUAUCCCAGAGACUCAUGAAAGAUGUGUGCAACUGUGUCGUGAGGUCAGAGGUUGCCGGGAGCGACCACUGUCCUCUGGUCCUCAGUAUGGCAAUGCCCUGAACUCCGUAUACUCCCGUAUUCGACAUCUCUCAUUUUGUAUACUCAACUCG